AUGAAACCUCUACCGAAAGAACAUUUAUUGAAAAGUGUAAGUUACCGAAAUCUCCUGCUGUUUGGAACUACCAUAUUUUUGAUAUCUGCUUCACGUAUGAGUUUGAUAGCCGAAAGUUACACGGAUGACAAUGAGAGGAGUAAAGCUAUGGGUAUUGCCAUGGGAGGUUAUGCUCUUGGCAUUCUUGGUAUUCAAUUCUGGUUUCUUGACAGCAUUGUGGGAAUUAAUCAGGUGCAAAUGAAAUCAUCGUCUCUUCUUAAACUUCUUGUGGAUCCUUACAUUAUCUUGUGUGCCGGUGCAAUCAUGAUAACAAGUAUGUCUUUGGCUGUAUUGGAAUCAACAGUACCUAUAUGGGUAAUGGAUACGAUGGAAGCUCAACAGUGGCAGCUUG
Molecule: messenger RNA, 391 nt
Organism: Mercenaria mercenaria
Lineage: Eukaryota; Metazoa; Mollusca; Bivalvia; Venerida; Veneridae
Product: chromaffin granule amine transporter-like
Exons: 6
Molecular function (GO): transmembrane transporter activity
Source: RefSeq, a predicted model, not a curated record